CAUACAGAGAAGAGAAGCGUAUCGGUUCUGUUUUGAUUGCUCCCAUCCAAAGCUUUCUCCUUUUUGGGGUUCCUCAAUUGGAUUUGGAAAAAAACCCUAACUUUGACAUGGAAGAAGAGAUUCAAGACUGGGAGGUACUGCAGAGUUUGAGAUCUACCACGGAGGAUGAUAAUUCGAAGAGCUUGGAGGACAUUGAAGUUGCCACUCAAGGUAUGAUUAGGUUUGAUUACUUCUCUCUUGAGAACAAGAGUGUUGUGUCUCGUGUGGAAGGGGAAGAAGAUGAAGAAGGGUCUGUUCAAUCGGGUAGUCCUGGUUGGAUCGAACCAUCCUCUGAUGCUCCGUAUGGUCCGAAGCAUUUUAGUGAGUUAUGGUCUGAUUCGAGUAGUGAUCGGCUUGAGGAUCAAAGGUCAGUUGAUGAUGAGAGAAGCGAAGUGGGUAUUGUUGAAUAUGUAAAAGGAAGGUUUGAUACAGAGGAGUAUAGUGAAAGUAUAGCUCAGGACAUGGAUUUGAUGAGCUCUGGUGAGGUAAAGGAUGAAACUUUACUUUCAGGUGAAAUAGUUAGUGGGAAUGAUCUGGUGGAAGGAGAAGGGAACUCUGUUUCUGUUGAUCCAUCUGUUAAAUCUGGUGGUGGUGGUGGGGGAGAGGAGAAGGGUUUUGUGUGGUGGAAGAUUCCAAUAGAAGUGUUGAAGUAUUGUGUUUUUAAAGUUAAUCCUAUUUGGUCUUUCUCCAUGGCCGCAGCAUUUGUGGGUUUUGUUAUGUUAGGGCGUAGAUUGUACAAUAUGAAGAAGAAGAGUCGUACUCUGCAGCUUAAGGUUCUAUUGGAUGAUAAGAAGGUGGCGAAUCAUGCUGCUCGGUGGAACGAAGCAAUCUCAGUAGCGAAACGUGUGCCCAUAAUCCGGCCAGCACUCCCAUCUUCAGUGGGUAUGAUGAACCAGUGGUCCAUGAUGAGUUUAAGGUGAAAGAUAAGUGAAAUUGAGGGCAUAAUAAUGAAUAUAUGUGAGAUAAAUGAUUGAUGAAUGGUUUGGCCGCAUGUAUCAUAUGAUUGUAUUUAAAAAAGUACGACAGUCUCAAAAAAUGUUACUCAAAACAUACAAAUUAUGCGUGUAAGUAAGUUUACACUAUGUAUCAAUGUGUUUGUAUAUAUAUUGUUGCUUGCUUGUUGGAAUACAAAUUA
Molecule: messenger RNA, 1174 nt
Organism: Capsella rubella
Lineage: Eukaryota; Viridiplantae; Streptophyta; Magnoliopsida; Brassicales; Brassicaceae
Exons: 2
Coding region: 108-959 (283 amino acids)
Source: RefSeq, a predicted model, not a curated record